GGCGCUUCCGCGGCGGCGGCGGAGGGAGCGGAGCGGGACGGGGGGAACGCGGUCGGUGCCCGGCCCUCCGUGCCCGCGGCAGCCAUGGACGUGACCGGGCCCGAGACCGACUGGCGCAGCACCAACUUCCGGCAGAAGCUCGUCAGCCAGAUUGAUGAAGCUAUGAGGAAAGCUGGUGUUGCCCAUAAUAAAUCCAGCAAAGAUAUGGAGAGUCAUGUGUUUAUGAAGGCCAAAACAAGGGAGGAAUAUCUUUCUCUUGUGGCCAGACUCAUUAUCCAUUUUCGAGAUAUCCACAAUAAGAAAUCUCAAGCCUCAGUCAGUGAUCCGAUGAAUGCCCUGCAGAAUCUAACUGGGGGUCCCGCAGCAGGGGCGCCUGGGAUGGGCAUGGCUUCCCGGGCUCAAGGAGCACCCAUGAGUGGGAUGAGUGGCCUUGGUCCAAUGGGACAACAGAUGAGUCUCCCAGGGCAGCAGCAGCCUCCUGGAACCUCGGGAAUGGCCCCUCAUGGUAUGCCUGGUGUCUCUACAGCUACUCAGCAGAACCAACUUCAGCUCCAGCAGAUUGCCCAGCAGCAACAGCAGCAGCAGCAGCAAUUCCAGCAGCAGCAGGUGGCUUUGCAGCAGCAGCAGUUCCAGGCCCAGCAGUCAGCCAUGCAGCAGCAGUUCCAGGUCCAACAGCAGCAGGCAGCGGCCGCUGCGGUGGCACAGCAGCAGCAGCAGCAACAGCAGCAGUUGCAAGCUGUCCAGCAGCAGCAGCAGCACAUGCUGAAACUGCAGAUGCAGCAGCAGCAAAACCAACAGCAGCAGCAGCAACAACUGCAGCGGAUUGCCCAAAUGCAGCAGCUGCAGGCACAGGCUAUACAGGCACAACAGCAGCAGCAACAGCAGCAGCAGCAGCAGCAACAAAUACCACCACAACAGAUACAGCAGCAGCCACCUCAACAAGUCAUGCAACAGCAGAUACAACAGAUGCAGCAGCAGCAACAACAGCAGCAACAGCAGCAGCAGCAACAACAACAACAGGUUGCUCAGGCACAACAGUCUCAACUUCCACCACAAUCCCAGCCUCAGCCCCAGCCCAUGGUAUCUCAGCCACAGGCAAUCUCAGGACAAAUUCCCAGUCAGGUUAUGCCUGUUACUCUUACACCACAGCAGUUAAAAGCCAUGCAGGUAAGAGCUCAGCUGGUGCAGCAGCAGCAGCAGCAGGCAGCGGCAGCAGUGCAGGCAGCUCAGGCCCAGGCUGCUCAGAUGGGAGCUUCAGGGCAGAUGAUCACCGCACCUAUGGCCCGAGGUGGGAUGCAAAUCAGACCACGGUUCCCGCCUACCACCGCUGUGUCUGCUACAGCACCAAGCUCCAUUCCCUUGGGCGGACAGCAAAUGCCACAGGUCAGCCAGAACAAUAUUACCAUGAUGUCAUCCCCAUCUCCUGUCCAACAAGCUCAAACACCCCAGUCAAUGCCUCCACCACCACAGCCACAGCCCUCACCUCAGCCAGGCCAGCCCACUUCUCAGCCAAAUUCAAAUGUCAGUUCUGGCCCUGCUCCCUCACCCAGCAGCUUUCUCCCCAGUCCAUCUCCACAACCAUCCCAGAGCCCAGCAGCUGCACGAACACCUCAGAACUUCAGUGUCCCAUCCCCAGGUCCUCUAAACACUCCAGGAAAUCCAAAUUCUGUUAUGAGUCCAGCCAGUUCUGGUCAGUCAGAGGAGCAACAGUAUCUGGAAAAACUCAAACAGCUGUCAAAGUACAUUGAGCCACUCCGGAGGAUGAUCAAUAAAAUAGAUAAAAAUGAAGACAGGAAGAAGGACCUGAGUAAAAUGAAGAGUCUCUUGGAUAUUCUGACUGACCCUUCAAAACGGUGCCCCCUGAAGACGCUGCAGAAAUGCGAAAUUGCUCUGGAGAAGCUGAAAAAUGAUAUGGCUGUGCCUACUCCACCACCUCCCCCAGUGCCCCCAACCAAACAGCAGUACUUGUGUCAGCCACUGCUGGAUGCUGUUUUGGCCAACAUCCGUUCCCCAGUGUUCAACCAUUCCCUGUACCGAACGUUUAUGCCGGCCAUGACCGCAAUCCAUGGACCGCCCAUCACGGCCCCAGUUGCUUCCCCUCGAAAACGGAAAUAUGAAGAGGAUGAAAGGCAGACCAUUCCAAAUGUCUUACAAGGAGAAGUUGCAAGAUUAAAUCCUAAAUUCUUGGUGAACCUGGACCCUUCCCACUGCAGCAAUAAUGGCACAGUUCAUCUCAUAUGCAAGCUAGAUGACAAGAAUCUUCCAAAUGUCCCACCACUCCAGCUCAGCGUUCCAGCAGAUUAUCCAGAUCAGAGCCCUCUGUGGAUAAAAAACCCCAGACAGUAUGCAGCCAACCCCUUUUUGCAGUCAGUGUAUCGAUACAUGACUUCAAAACUAUUACAACUUCCAGACAAGCAUUCAGUCACAGCACUCUUGAACACCUGGGCACAAAGCAUUCGCCAGGCCUGCCUCUCUGCUGCGUAACAGCUCACUUUCUAAAUCAUGAAGCAAGAAAAAAGGUCUCAACAGCUGGCCUCUUCCACAUGCCACUGGAAUUCCACAGUUCGGGGAGGUUACUUCAGAAGAAAGAAGCCUUAUGUUGUUUUGUUUCUAGGUGUCAGGUUCAGUAGAGAGCCUGAUGUUAGACUUAGCCUUCAUGCUUUUUAUCUUCUGCCUCAGUGGACUUUUGCCAGCAUUCUCAAAUAUACAAAAUGUGUAUAUAUGGUUCUUGAGACUGUAUUUCAGAUGAGUUUUUAUUGUCUUCUUAGAGAAGAAAUUAUUUGUGGACUUCCAUCAGGGAGUCUGGUAUAAGAGGGAGUAGGGAGGAAAUGUCCUAAUUUGCUUCAAAGUUUGCUCAGUGCCAGUAUUCCUUUCACACUGUAUGUUUUGUGACCUCAUACUGCCCCAGAAAUAAAUUAGCUCCAACUAGAA
Molecule: messenger RNA, 2931 nt
Organism: Corapipo altera (White-ruffed manakin)
Lineage: Eukaryota; Metazoa; Chordata; Aves; Passeriformes; Pipridae
Gene: MED15
Product: mediator complex subunit 15
Exons: 18
Coding region: 85-2484 (799 amino acids)
Biological process (GO): regulation of DNA-templated transcription
Molecular function (GO): transcription coregulator activity
Source: RefSeq, a predicted model, not a curated record